This is a messenger RNA of Glossina fuscipes, 4070 nucleotides long. RefSeq names its product structural maintenance of chromosomes protein 1A (gene SMC1). The transcript is spliced from 14 exons. Gene Ontology annotation, cellular component: nucleus; cohesin complex; chromosome. The record is from RefSeq and is a predicted model, not a curated record. Gene Ontology annotation, molecular function: protein binding; ATP binding; DNA binding. Lineage: Eukaryota; Metazoa; Arthropoda; Insecta; Diptera; Glossinidae. The coding region runs from base 123 to 3908 and encodes 1261 amino acids. Gene Ontology annotation, biological process: sister chromatid cohesion.
AAGGCGAUAGACGUUGUUUUUUUAAAUGAAGAAUCGCCUUUCGUUAUAAGACGGAAGGAUUUAUGUUUUCCAUAUUAAAGAAAUAAAAAACAGCAAUAGAAGUAUAAAUUUGAAAGUGUCAAAUGACCCACGAAGAAAAUGUAGAAGUUGUUGCGAUGGAACAACAGCCUGCAGAAGUGGAAACAGUGCAAGUUCCGCAACCACCGCCACAAACAACGUCAGCGCAAUUUGAAGAAGAGCAGGCUUUCUUACAAUACAUUGAAAUGGAUAAUUUUAAAUCCUACCAAGGCCGCGUUGUCGUUGGUCCUCUGAAACAAUUUACGGCCGUGAUUGGACCCAAUGGUUCGGGAAAGUCAAAUUUUAUGGAUGCCAUAAGUUUUGUGAUGGGCGAAAAAACAUCCAGUUUACGCGUGAAGCGCUUAAAUGAUUUAAUUCAUGGUUCGUCAAUUGGAAAGCCAGUUGCCCGUAGUUGUUACGUGAUUGCGAAAUUCAUCAUUAAUGGCGAUCGUCAUAGGGACUUUAAGCGAGCCGUUAUUGGCGGCUCUUCAGAAUAUCGAAUAAAUGAAGAGCCUGUUUCUAGCAGCGUCUAUCUAGCAAAACUUGAGAAACUAGGAAUUAACGUUAAAGCAAAAAAUUUUCUUGUAUUCCAAGGAGCCGUCGAGAACAUUGCAAUGAAAACACCAAAAGAGAGGACGGCAUUGUUCGAAGAAAUUAGCGGCUCGGGUUUGCUAAAAGAGGAAUACAAUCGAUUGAAACAUGAAAUGAUACUGGCUGAGGAGGAAACUCAAUUCACUUAUCAAAAAAAGAAAGGUAUAGCAGCUGAAAGGAAAGAAGCCAAAUACAAAAAAAUGGAAGCCGAACGUUAUACCCGCUUGAAAAAGGAAUAUACUGAGAAGCAAAUUGAAUAUCAACUCUUUAGGCUCUAUCAUGUGGAAAAAGAUAUACAAAAACUGAAUGUAGAUCUUGAAAGUAAACAGAAGGAAAUCAAAAAAGUAGAAAUGCGCAAAGAACAAGCCGACGAUGUAUUACGUGAGAAGAAAAAGGAAGCUGGGACGCUGAAUCGCGAAUUGGCAAAAGUCGAUCAAGAAAUACGAGAAUUUGAAACUCAAAUGAACAAAAAGCACCCGCUUUAUAUAAAGGCUAAAGAAAAAGUGGCUCACUGUCAGAAGAAAUUAAGUUCUCUGCAGAAGACGCUGGAAACCGCUCGGGAGGCGGACAAUGCUCAUCAGCAGGAUAUACGUAAAUUGGAAAAACAAUUGCAGGAGGUUGAGCAAAUGAAGAAACGUUUUGAAGACGAAAUUGAGAAUGAGUCUCAUCGACGUGGCAAAAGUGUACAUAUGGAAGAGGGGCUUGUCCAAGAAUAUGAUCAACUUAAGCAGCAAGCAGAAGCGACAGCUACUCGUUAUCGUUCAGAAUUAGAUUCAGUAAAUCGUGAGCAAAAAUCAGACCAAGAUAUGUUAGAUGGGGAAACCAACCGUCGUGCCUCAGUUGAAGAAGCUCUUAAGAAAUUGACUCUACAGCGUGAAGAGGCUGUUAAGCGACGUGACAAACUUAUGGACCACAUUAAUUCAUCUAAGGCAGCUUUAGAGGAACAGAAUCGCAUCAAAGACGAAUUAAAACGCGAUGUCGGCAGUUCGAAAGAGAAAAUCGCUGAAAUUCAAAGAGAAUUAGAAAAUGUUCGCGAUCAACUAGGCGAUGCUAAAAGCGAUAAACAUGAGGAUGCAAGACGUAAAAAGAAACAAGAAGUAGUGGAAUUGUUUAAAAAACAAGUGCCCGGUGUGUACGAUCGUAUGAUAAAUAUGUGUCAGCCUACACACAAACGUUAUAAUGUGGCCGUCACGAAAGUUUUGGGCAAAUUCAUGGAAGCUAUUAUAGUCGACACGGAGAAAACAGCUCGACAAUGUAUACAAAUACUGAAGGAACAAAUGCUUGAGGUGGAAACCUUUCUACCUUUGGAUUACUUACAAGUUAAACCCUUAAAAGAACGUUUACGAAAUAUCACCGAACCUCGGAAUGUCAAACUGGUGUACGAUGUAUUGAAAUUUGAGCCGAAAGAAAUUGAACGGGCUGUCCUAUUCGCCACCGGCAAUGCCUUGGUUUGUGAAACUCCAGAGGAUGCUAUGAAAGUUGCUUACGAAUUGGAUCGUUCGCGUUAUGAUGCUUUGGCUUUGGAUGGUACAUUCUAUCAAAAAUCUGGCCUCAUUUCUGGUGGCAGUCAUGAUUUGGCUCGCAAAGCUAAACGUUGGGAUGAGAAACAUAUGGCUCAGCUAAAAAUGCAAAAAGAACGUUUAAACGAAGAACUAAAGGAAUUGGUCAAGAAAUCUCGCAAGCAAAGCGAAUUGGCUACUGUUGAAUCACAAAUAAAGGGUUUGGAGAAUCGGUUAAAAUACAGUAUGGUCGAUUCCGAAUCAUCUAGAAAAUCGAUAGAACAAUUCGAUACUCAGCUUCAGCAAGUACAAAGUCAAUUGGACGAGUUUGGUCCUAAAAUUGGUGAAAUUGAAAGACGUAUGCAAAACCGCGAUCAAAACAUACAGACAAUCAAAGAAAAUAUGAAUAACGUGGAAGAUCAAGUGUUUGCUAAUUUUUGCAAGCGUUUGGGUGUUAAGAAUAUCCGCCAAUAUGAAGAACGGGAAUUAAUCAUGCAGCAGGAGCGAGCCCGUAAACGCGCUGAAUUCGAACAGCAGAUAGAUGCCAUCAAUACACAGUUAGACUUUGAAAAGCAGAAAGAUACAAAAAAAAAUGUCGAGCGUUGGGAACGCAGCGUUCAAGACGAAGAAGAUGCUCUAGAGGGUUUAAGAGCUGCCGAGAAACGUUACCUUAAAGAAAUAGAUGUGGAUAAGGAGAGAAUGGAACAAUAUAAGCAAGAGAAGAAUGCGAAGAAGCAAGCUGUCGAUGAUAUGGAGGAAGAAAUAUCAAAGGCACGCAGAGAAGUGGCUAAUUUAGCCAAAGAAGUACAUAAUAUGGGAUCACAACUGUCGUCAAUUGAAGCCAAAAUUGAAGCGAAAAAGAAUGAACGCCACAAUAUACUUAUGCAGGCCAAGAUGGAUUGCAUUGCGGUGCCUUUGCUUAAAGGGUCUUUAGACGACGCCGUGCGUCAAGGCGACUCAGAGAGUGGUACAAAUUCAAACUCAACUUCUUUAAUACUUGAAAGGGAAAACCGUAUUGAAGUUGAUUAUCAGAAUUUGCCUCGUGAUUUGUGCAAGCUAAAAGAUGACUCUGCAUUCAAAAAGACGAACGAGCAACUUCAAAAGGAGCUACAAAAUAAACUAGAAGUUCUGGAGCGCAUACAAACACCGAAUAUGAAAGCUAUGCAAAAACUUGAUCGUGUUACUGAAAAAGUACAAUCGACUAACGAAGAAUUUGAAAAUGCACGACGUAAAGCGAAAAAAGCUAAAGCUGCCUUUGAGAAAGUGAAAUCCGAUCGUAUUGAAAAGUUUACAAUGUGUUGCAAUCACAUCUUAGAGGCUAUAGAUGGUAUCUAUAAGAAGUUAGCUCGCAACGAAGCUGCUCAAGCGUAUUUGAGCCCGGAUAAUCCAGAAGAGCCUUAUUUGGAUGGCAUUAAUUAUAACUGUGUCGCACCUGGUAAACGUUUUCAACCCAUGAGCAAUUUGAGCGGAGGGGAAAAAACAAUAGCUGCUCUGGCUUUAUUGUUUUCAAUACAUAGUUAUCAGCCUGCACCUUUCUUCGUACUUGAUGAAAUUGAUGCUGCCCUUGACAAUACUAAUAUUGGUAAAGUGGCGUCAUACAUACGGGAUCACACUACAAAUUUACAAACAAUUGUUAUUUCAUUGAAAGAAGAAUUUUAUGGACAUGCCGAUGCCUUAGUCGGCAUUACACCUGGUGAGGGCGAUUGCUUGGUUUCAAAUGUUUACCUAUUCGAUUUAACUGAAUUCGAGGACAGAUAUUGAAUGUAUAUUAUCGUUAAUCUUUUCAUUUCGUUGGAAUUGCUCCCCCCCAUUACACGCAAUUAUUAUUAUGUAAUUAAUUAUCGUGGAUUAUAGUUUUAUUGUUUAUUGUGGCACUUAUACAACAAUAUAUGGAAAGACAUCCCAUAAUUAAAUUCAUGUAUU